AUGGCCUCCCAAUCCGACUCUCUGCUGGGCAGCCUGAGAUCUACAAGUCAGGUCGACUGUGAUACCCUAGACGUGGAAGUUGCUAAGGAACUCGGACCCUUCGUGGACUGUACCUCGAAUCAAGCCAUCGCUCUCGGUGAGCUCACCAAGCUCACACCCGACGGUAAACUUCAUCAUGAGCAACUCAUACGAGAUGCCGCAAAGGAUGCACAGGGUUGGGCCAAGACCACCUGGCCUGAUAUCGACCCCGUUCUUCUGGCGGUCGAGAUUAUGAUGGUCAGGCUAUCGCUGCAGUUUGCGCCGUACUUGACUGGCUACUUUCACAUCCAGACCAACACCAAUUUCUCAUACUCAGUCGAGAAGACUCGCUACAAUGCCGAGAGAAUCGUCGAAAUGUUCAAGACGAUCGAGCCUAGCUUUGACGUCAAGCGAGUAUGCAUCAAGAUUCCCUCCACCUACGAGGGCAUCGCUGCGUGUAAGAUCCUCGAGCAAAAGGGAAUCGCUACUUUGGCGACAACCAUGUUUUGCAUGGAGCAAGCCGCGUUGGCUGCUGAUGCCGGCUGCACAUACAUCGCCCCCUACGUCAAUGAGCUGAAGGUGCACUUUGUGCCCGGCUACAUCGAUGAGCACAAGGCUUUCGACUUUUGCAGACAAGCUCAAGCAUACUACAUCGAGACGAAGGCCAAGACGCAAGUGCUGGCUGCCAGUCUUACUUCAGUGGCGGAGGUGGUCCAGCUUGCUGGCAUCCAGCACGUGACUGUGUCGCCGCCUCUGCUCCGAGGUCUCGCUGCGCAGCCGGCUUUGUCUUGGACGGAGAAGAUUGGCGCCUACUUUGCUGCCGGUCCGGACAAGAAGUGGACUACGGAUUUCGGGGCGGCUCUGAAGGACGAGAGUGAGUGGCGCAUCGCCUUCACGCGGAGCGGCAACGGCAAGUAUGAGGAGAAACUCAUCCAGGCGAUCAACAUCUUCUGCGAGUCGCAGGCUGGUCUUGAAGAGCUUGCCCGCCGCUAUUUGUAA
This is a messenger RNA of Colletotrichum karsti, 1017 nucleotides long. Its product is annotated as transaldolase. Gene Ontology annotation, molecular function: transaldolase activity. The transcript is spliced from 5 exons. The record is from RefSeq and is a predicted model, not a curated record. Bases 1 to 1017 code for a protein of 338 amino acids. NCBI's taxonomy places the organism in Eukaryota, Fungi, Ascomycota, Sordariomycetes, Glomerellales, Glomerellaceae. Gene Ontology annotation, biological process: carbohydrate metabolic process; pentose-phosphate shunt, non-oxidative branch. Gene Ontology annotation, cellular component: intracellular anatomical structure.